Messenger RNA from Scutellospora calospora, 135 nucleotides. The record is from the annotation of a GenBank genome assembly. Lineage: Eukaryota; Fungi; Glomeromycota; Glomeromycetes; Diversisporales; Gigasporaceae.
UAAUUGCAAUUAUGAACAAUAAGCUUAAGGUACAUCUUCAGAAUGAUGAACAAUCAAGACAGUUCUCAUCUAAUCCUGAGCCUGUAUUUGCUUCAACUUCAAUAAUUUCUCAAGAAAAGUUGGAUGAGUUAUUUA